Molecule: messenger RNA, 606 nt
Organism: Phytophthora nicotianae INRA-310
Lineage: Eukaryota; Oomycota; Peronosporomycetes; Peronosporales; Peronosporaceae
Exons: 2
Coding region: 1-606 (201 amino acids)
Source: RefSeq, a predicted model, not a curated record
AUGGUGCAUCGCUACUUUGCUGUACUGGAGCUUAUGGGCUUGCUGUCGUCUCCGGCAUGCAACCGCCGGCUCAAGGAACUCUACGCAGAUCUCAAAGACUUUGAGUCAGUGUCCAAGGCCUUACAAGGAGAGAACGUGAGCCUACUGGACGUGCGGAUCUGGUUCGACGGGCUUAUUGAAGCCCAGCCUGCGUUCGCUGCUUAUAUCACUCCUCGAGCAAACAUCGUUCACAGCCCAGACUUUGAGUCGGGUUGCGUCCGUGUGCUCAAAGGAAAUGGAGCCCGCCUCACCGCGUCGGAGAAACGGGCUCUUCGUUCUUUUCUCCAAGUAGACCGUGCCCCGAACAACAAUGAUGAAGAAGCCGAGACGGACUCGCUUGUGCAGCGGCUCGAGAAGAGGCGCCGUCUUAAAGCACGAGAAGCUCGGUACUGCCUCGUAGGCAGCAUCCCCGCCACCUCGAACAAGGUGGAGCGCUUCUUCAGUGUUGCGCGUGCAACUCUUGGACACGAGCGUAAUGGCCUACAGCUCAUUGCGCUCGAAAUGGUCCUUUUCCUGCGUGAAAAUUCCCGCUUUUGGGAUGUUUCUACUGUAGAUCAACUCCUCUAG